Messenger RNA from Lytechinus variegatus (green sea urchin), 1634 nucleotides. It is a transcript of the gene psmc6, whose product is annotated as 26S proteasome regulatory subunit 10B. Bases 27 to 1196 code for a protein of 389 amino acids. Gene Ontology annotation, cellular component: cytosolic proteasome complex; proteasome regulatory particle, base subcomplex. The record is from RefSeq and is a predicted model, not a curated record. Gene Ontology annotation, biological process: positive regulation of RNA polymerase II transcription preinitiation complex assembly. NCBI's taxonomy places the organism in Eukaryota, Metazoa, Echinodermata, Echinoidea, Temnopleuroida, Toxopneustidae. Gene Ontology annotation, molecular function: ATP binding; proteasome-activating activity; ATP hydrolysis activity. The transcript is spliced from 12 exons.
CAUAAACAUUUUCACAGCUUGUCAUCAUGGCGCAUCCUAGAGAAAAAGCAAUAACUGAUUACCGGAAGAAAUUGCUUGAACACAAGGAAUUAGAUGCCCGUUUGAAAGAAAUGAGAGAGCAUCUAAAGGAGCUAACCAAGAAAUAUGACAAGUCUGAAAAUGAUCUGAAGGCUCUACAGAGUGUUGGUCAGAUUGUAGGUGAGGUCUUGAAGCAACUGACUGAAGAAAAAUUCAUUGUAAAGGCAACGAAUGGGCCUCGCUAUGUGGUAGGCUGCAGACGAGGCCUUGAUAAAACAAAGCUCAAGCAAGGUACAAGGGUAGCCCUCGAUAUGACAACAUUGACUAUUAUGAGGUACCUACCACGUGAGGUUGAUCCAUUAGUGUAUAACAUGUCUCAUGAAGAUCCUGGUGAUAUCUCCUACUCAGCCAUCGGUGGUCUAGCUGAACAGAUCAGAGAACUCAGAGAGGUUAUUGAACUACCACUGUUGAAUCCGGAACUGUUUGAAAGAGUUGGAAUCACACCACCUAAAGGCUGUCUGUUGUAUGGUGCACCAGGAACUGGGAAGACCUUGCUUGCGAGGGCAGUUGCCAGUCAGUUGGAUGCAAAUUUUCUCAAGGUUGUUUCCAGUGCUAUAGUAGACAAGUAUAUUGGUGAGAGCGCCCGGCUGAUCAGGGAGAUGUUUGCCUACGCCAGGGAUCAUGAACCGUGUGUUGUCUUCAUGGAUGAGAUCGAUGCUAUAGGAGGUAGAAGAUUCUCAGAAGGCACCUCGGCUGAUAGAGAGAUCCAGAGAACUCUCAUGGAGUUGUUGAAUCAGAUGGAUGGUUUUGACACUCUUGGUAAAGUAAAGAUUAUCAUGGCAACCAACAGACCUGAUACGUUAGAUCCUGCUCUCCUAAGACCGGGUAGACUUGAUAGGAAAAUUGAAAUUCCACUUCCUAAUGAGCAAGCCAGACUGGAGAUUCUAAAGAUCCAUGCAGCUCCCAUUACAAAGCAUGGUGAUAUAGAUUUUGAAGCUGUAGUGAAGCUCUCAGAUGGAUUCAAUGGUGCUGAUCUCAGGAACGUUUGUACAGAAGCAGGUAUGUUUGCUAUCAGGGCAGAACGAGAGUAUGUGGUGGACGAGGACUUCAUGAAGGCAGUCAGGAAAGUCUCGGAUAACAAGAAACUGGAAACCAAACUAGAUUAUAAACCCGUAUAAUACUACAUGAACCGUAGUAUUAUUUUCCUUAUGUAAUGUAAUGGUUGUCUAGACUAUCAUUUAUUGCCUUCAGUCGAAUGUAGGUGGUAGAGACUUUAAAGACAAGUUUUCAUACUGCAGUUACUAUAUCCAGCUUCAGAGUGCAGGGCCCAUUUCAUGUGUUGAACUCUCCAGGGUCCUGUUACGUAAAGGACAAUUCCACCCCAACAAAAAGUUAGUUUGAAUAAAAAGGGAAAAUCAAACAAGCACAACACCGAAAAUUUCAUUGAAAUUGGAUGUAAAAUAAGAAAGUUAUAACGUGUUAAAAAUUUCGAUUAACUUCACAAAAUAGUUGAAUACACGUCCUGGUCGGUAUGCAAAUGAGGAGACUGAUGAAAUCGUCAACUCUCUUUUUCUUUUGUAUUUCAUUACAUGGAAUAUGAAAUAUUCUAAUUUUCU